AUGUCCCGCGCCUCGUCUGAAGCUGAUGCAGACAUAUUGGGCAAAUCUUGGACGUGUGCAAACAUCAGUUCCAGCACAUCAAACAUGGACUGCAAUACUGACUCAAACAGUGAUCUGGACGAGGAGUUUCCGGUGGUCCUCAACAUACCACCAGUAUCGCUCAAGCCCACCCCCUCACACAGACCGCCCAUCACAUCCUCUGCCCAUCCUGCUGUGAUGACCAUAAGCAGUGACUCUGAAGACGAUACUCCGUACGUCCCACUGGCCCUGCGCCUCAAGCAGCAGCAGCAGCAGCAGCAGCAGCAGCAGGAGCCAAGAGACAUUCUUCCACCCACAACAGAGCGUUCACCAAGCGGCUUCACAGAAAUCGUGGCGCUCCAGGCUGAAAGCGGCUCUGUGAGGGGGAGUGUGGCCACGUCCAGGGCCAGAGCUGGGAAGAGGAGCGCGGAGGACACCCUGAGGUCUGAGGUGGAGGAGCAGUGGAGGAAGCAGCCACAGCAGGAGCUCAAACAGAUGGACAAGGAGAAGCAGAGAAAAGACAAAGAGCAGGAGAAGGCCGAGAGGAGGGCUAUGGCCGAGGCCGUCAAAGCUCUCCGGCCCGAGGAGUGCCUCAAGUACAUAGUGGCAGUGGUGGACCCAGCGCUCUUACAGCUGGAGGGUGGGGGGACCCUGCUGUCCUCUCUCCAGGCUCUGGGCUGCUCCUGUGCCAUCGAGAAGCAGCCCCUCCCCCGCAGUGUGUCCUGGAGGCGGAGGACUCCCGGAGCUCAGUCAGGCACAGAUGCAGACGGUGUUCCAGAGGACCAGGUGGUGAUCCAGAUGACUGUGGACGACUUCAUCACCCUGAGCCACAGCUACAUCCAGGAGGAGCAGACGGGCCGGGCUGAGUGUGGCUGCACCCUCACCUCGUGGAUCCAGCUUCUGCAGAAGAGAAACCCACAGAAGCGGCUCAGCCUGGUGGUGCUGGGACUGGAGCAAUACUUCAGGUCACACAAGGCCCAGAGCCAGAAGAAGCUCCGGGAGGCAGUGGUGGGGGAGGAGGGCGGAGGGAAGAGGAAGAGGAAGAACGGAGCAGCGCCGGCGAGCCUCCCAGAGCUCAGUCGAGUGGAGCUGGAGGAGGCCGUGGUCCACCUGCAGCUGCACACCGGGGUCUGCGUGCGCUUCCUGUCCACCUGGAAGGACUUCACAGAGCACAUCACCAUGGCAACCAAAGCCGUGGCCGAGGCUCCUUUCAAGCGGGAGCGGGACAACACCGCCUUCUCCUUCCACCUGGAGUCUGAGUGGGCGGGGGGGCAGCGGGUGGAGCGUGGGGGGAAGGGGCUGCUGCAGGUGUGGAGGAGGCAGCUGCAGCAGCUUCACCUCGUCAGUGCAGACAUGGCAUCAGCCGUGCUCAGCCAGUACGCCUCACCGCGGCUUCUAACAGAGGCUUACCUCUCCUGUCGAACGGACCAGGACCGGAUGGCACUGCUGUCGGACAUCCAGAUCCGCAGAGGCGAGGGGGUGACAUCCACGGUGCGCAGGGUGGGCCCCGAGCUGUCCAAGCGCAUCUGUGUGCUCCUGACCAGUGCAGACCCGGAACACACUCUGGGCACCAGCGCCUAG
Knipowitschia caucasica is the source of this 1599-nucleotide messenger RNA. The record is from the annotation of a GenBank genome assembly. NCBI's taxonomy places the organism in Eukaryota, Metazoa, Chordata, Actinopteri, Gobiiformes, Gobiidae.